ACAUAGGUUAAAAUGUUUAUUUAUAUUUAGGUUUAUACAUUUUUUUACAAUGUUUACUUUUCUAUAAAAUAACAAUUAUUAAAGAUGAAUUUAUUAAAACACAAAGACGAUAAACGACGCUAUUCGAAAAAAGAUAAACAAUUAAUGAAACUUAUUUCAUCAAAUGCUGAAUCCGAAGAUGAAAAUAGCGAACACGAAUUAUCUUAUUAUUUAAAUGAUAGAGUAAAAAUGAUGAAAGAAAUAUUAAAAAUAAUAAAACCAAGAAAGAUAAAAAGUAUGGCACCUGAUUGUAUGAAAAGUAUGGAUAUAGAAGAGAUUAAUUCAAUGUUAUUAGAGGAAUUAUUAGGUAUAUCAAAUAAAAGACUUAAGUAUAUUUUUAAUGGUCAAAAUUUGAAUGAAGAAAGCAGUUCUACUGAUCCUGAAGAUCAGUCUGUUGAUAUUAUAUCUUUAGAUGACAUUAGCGACGACGAUCUGAUCAUAGAUUUAGAUUCUGAGGGUGAUUCACAAAAGAAAACAAAGAAACACAAAACAACAGUUAAAGAAGAACCUAAAAGGAAGAAAAUAAAAAAAGAGAAACGAGAUAAAAAGAAAGAAGUUGAAAUGAAUCCUAUGAGUGAAAAGAAUCUAAUGAGUGUUCUAGAAUUGCUAGAGCUACAAGCGAGAGCUAGAGCUAUCAGAUCUCAGUUAGUAUUAGAAAGUCAGAAAGCUCCUGAUGCUGAAAAACCUGAAGGAAACCAAGAAGAUGAUGAUGAUGAAGAUGCGGUUAUAGUUGAGAGUCCGAAAAAUAUUGAAAUUGUUAUUACUUCUAGUGAAUCGGAGAAUGAAGGAAACUCGGUACAAAUUGAGAAAAAUAAUGAAAAUAGAAAUAUUAGUGACAAGAAUGGGUUAGAUAAAGAUUCUAAUUUAGAUGUAAACAAACAGGUAGAGAUAACCAAUGAUGAUAAUUUGAUAAUACAGGAAAAUAUCAAAGAAAAAUACGUAGAAACAAAAGAAAACGGAGUAAUAAUAGUAGAUAAAUCUAGGAAAUCGGUAUCUUCAAAUGUAUGCCAAGGAGAAAUGGAAAAAGAUAAAACAAGCGACGAUCGAGAUGAGAAUAACGAAUUAACUUUAUCUUCUUCAGAAGAAAACUCCAGUGGGUUGAACGGUACGAGAAAACGUAAAAAAGUUUGUUCGAAACACGCUUGUAGGAGAAGAAAGUUGAAUGAAGAUAAAAAAACGACAGAAGAAGAUAAAAGUGGUUCAAAUAAUGAAGACAGUAUUGUUUUGAAUGUCGAUCGAGAUGACGCGGAUUCUAUAUAUUUGGAUUAAAAAAGGAAAUUAUGGUGAAUUCAUUCAAGGAGAACAAUUACUUCUUUAGUAUAUGCCACAAAGAAUAUUGAAUUACAUUUAGGAGAAUGUGAAUAGUGAUGGACAGUCCUAUUUGAGUUUGCAUAAACUACCUAUCCAAGUUUCGACCUACUUAGAAUCAUCAGUAUUGUAUAUAUGCAAAUAAGAUUAAAUUAUUGAAUUAAACUUUGUA
Messenger RNA from Diorhabda sublineata, 1519 nucleotides. RefSeq lists its product as uncharacterized. Bases 85 to 1308 code for a protein of 407 amino acids. The record is from RefSeq and is a predicted model, not a curated record. NCBI's taxonomy places the organism in Eukaryota, Metazoa, Arthropoda, Insecta, Coleoptera, Chrysomelidae. The transcript is spliced from 3 exons.